This is a messenger RNA of Coffea eugenioides, 2657 nucleotides long. RefSeq lists its product as uncharacterized. The record is from RefSeq and is a predicted model, not a curated record. The coding region runs from base 311 to 2458 and encodes 715 amino acids. Gene Ontology annotation, molecular function: protein binding. Lineage: Eukaryota; Viridiplantae; Streptophyta; Magnoliopsida; Gentianales; Rubiaceae. The transcript has 17 exons.
AGCAGUUGUAGUCCAGCAGACUCGAGACUUUGGAAAUUCAUUCUCCCGCCGUCCUCUCCUCGCCGAGUAAUCUCAGGGAGAAGAACGAAAAGCAAAAAAGAGGAAAAGGGUAGCGAAGCAAAUAGUAAAAGGUGGAUAGAUUUCUCUGGGAUGGUAAUAAAGAUGGCAGUCAGAGUUAGGAGCUUUAAGGAAAUCCCAAGACUCGUUCCCAAGUUUUACUCUGUUUGUUAUGGAAGUUACCAAUCAUCUAGGGGAGGCAUUGAUAAUUUGUGGCUGCGUUGGUUAUCUUCGAGUCAUGAGUGCUUGAGAAAUGACAAGAAGCUCGAAUGGAGCAGAAGCCUUCAUUCCCAGAGUUAUUUUCAGGUACUCAACAUCGCGAGAGGUAUCACUUGAACCUCUAUCUGAAGCUGAUUUCCUUUCUUUUAUGCAAUCUACUCUCGAUGAACACCAAGGCUAUUCCUAUAGGUGGUUAAACAAACAUGAGGGGUGCAAGAGUUUCUUUAAGAAAGAUGGAAUCUUCUUAAUUGUUGCUGGUGAAGAUAUUGGAGAUUUUGUGCUAUCUGGCUGUAAUCCCUUGAGCAUGUUUGAGAAGGUUAAAUCACUUCAGCAAAGGUAUCCUUCUCUACAGGUGAUGGGAUUCCAAUAUAGUCCAUCAAUUUCUUUAAAUGCUGUUCCAACAAAUUUACUCUGGAGGAUCAUGGCUGAGUACAUUUUGUUUCCCGUUUUAUUGUCUAACAAGUGUUAUCCUCAGAAAAAAGAUGGUCCCUGCUACAUAAUGUUUAAGGGGUUUGAGAGUCCUUUGAUCUAUCACGAGAAGGAUGUUGAUCUUGCAACUCUUGAUAAAGCUGUCAAAAUCUUAACUGCGGAUCAUGGUCAGAUCUCUAGGUUGGUAAAUAAGCUGGAAAGCAGUUGGGCAAAUCGAAUUCAGAUUGUCAAGGAACCACAUCACUACUCAUCCUUGCGGAAUUUGUUUCUUUGCUUCCCAGGUUGUAUUUCUGUAGAUGAAGAUGGAAAUCGCUUGUUCCUUUCUGAUUCUAACCAUCAUCGCAUCAUCAUCUUUGAUAUCAAUGCAAAGAUUUUGGACUCUAUAGGUUCUGUUCCUGGUUUUGAGGAUGCAGAGUUUGAGAAUGCCAAGUUGAUGCGCCCUGCUGCCUCUUUUUAUCAUGCUCCUGAGGAUUGUUUGUAUUUUGUCGACUCGGAGAACCAUGCCAUAAGGAGAGCUGAUAUGCAGAGAAGGGUCGUUGAGACAAUUUAUCCGACAAACACUAGUAAAAAGACUACUAGUUUAUGGAGCUGGGUCCUGGAUAAGCUUGGGAAGAAGAGAGAAGUAGACACUCCAUCUGAGGCGUUUCAUUCUGAUUCAUUGUUGUUUCCUUGGCAUCUAUUAAAGUCAACCAGCAAUGAUCUCUUUGUUCUCAAUCGCAGCUUUGGAACUCUAUGGAUUGUGGAUCUGGCUUGUGGGGUUAUUAAAGAAGUGGUAAAAGGUCUUCCGAAGGUUUUGGAAAUCUGUGGAGAGAUGAUUAUGGAGAAAUCAUCUGUUUUGAAGCAUAUACCUAGUGAUUGGUUGCAGCAACAUUUAGGCAUGACUUCCUCAUUGGAUGGAAUUCCUCAUUCUGGCUUGUUGUCCUCUGUAGCAAAUUUUAAGGAUGAUUUAGUCCUCUGUGAUGCAGUGGGUCAGAUGGUAUUCAAACUUAAUGGAAAAUCAGGGUCAAUAUCAAGCUUUCAAUUCUCAAAUUUUGGUGUCCUUGGGCUUCCUUAUUGGUUCUCAUUCCCAUUGGAACGAGUUUGUGCAGCGGGUGAUGUAUUAUCCGAAAUGCACAUUGAUCAUAUAGAAGGUUUCAGCUUGUUGCCAGGUAGAGUAAACAUAUUGAUGAAGAUACUGAUUCCCGAAGAGAUGGAUCUUGUAGAACCAUUGGAUAAAAGUUGUAUAUGGUGCCAGGCAAGAGGAACGGCAAUGGAAGUCUCUGGAGCUGAGAGCAAGGCUGAUUCUUCUGAAAAGGUUGGUGUUGCCCAACAGUGGUAUGAUGAAAUUGACCACCUAACAUUCACGACAUCAGAAGGGGAAUCAACAACAGCAGCGGAGACCACAGGUGAAAACAGGGUAGUUCAAGAAGGCAGAGUUUGCAUUGAUUGCACCGUUUCAACAAGUCCUGGAACAAGUGAGGUCAUCAUAUAUGCACCACUAUAUUUAAGGCUAAAAAGGAGUUCAAGUUCAAGCACUGACAAUCGAGUCGAAGAUGCAGCCAGGAUAGCAGAUAUCAUCGACCCACUGAGAAAGCCUGCUAGAGAUUCAGUCAUUCAAUUCCUGUUGAGUUCGAAAAGGGAUCUAAAAGAUCUCAUAUUUGUUAAGCCCUUGCACGUGAGGCUGAAAUUUGAUUGUGGUGACCACCCAAAAGCCGAUAAUUCUAAAAGUGUAGUUCUGACAGCCACCUCUAUAGAAGUGAAUGUUGCUCUUUGAGAUUGCUCUCAUUUCUUCACCAACCAAAUAUGUUUGUUCAUAAUUAUUAUUAUGUCAGUCAUCUCAAGUUCAGUGAACGUUUUUCUGGUUUCUAUCAUACGCCAGGAGUCCUGAAAUAACUGCUACCAUGAAUCAAGGAGUUUUUUCAAUUUGGUACCGAGGAAGCUGUAAUAAUAUAGCGUCGUCAUUCCUUCCGUAA